CGUGGCGCAUGCGCAGCUCCUCUCCCUUCCGGGCUCCGGACGCGGUCGUGGUUGUUUGUAGGGGCUCCUCGUUCUGCUGGUCCGUCGUCGCCAUGGUGAAACUGAGCAAAGAAGCCAAACAGAGGCUGCAGCAGCUCUUCAAGGGCGGGCAGUUUGCCAUCCGCUGGGGCUUUAUUCCUCUCGUGAUUUACCUGGGAUUUACUAGGGGUGCAGAUCCUGGAAUGCCUGAACCAUCAGUUUUAAGCCUAUUUUGGGGAUAAAGUACCGCUUGUUUGGACGCAAUCCACCAUGGGAGGUGUGUGCUCCGGCUGGAGAAGAAAGGAGGCGUCAGUUCAACACAUCUGUGGCAGAGUGGAGCCUGUACUGACGUGUGAUAGACUAUCAAAGUAAAUAUUUUUAACAAUGUUA
Molecule: messenger RNA, 408 nt
Organism: Mastomys coucha (southern multimammate mouse)
Lineage: Eukaryota; Metazoa; Chordata; Mammalia; Rodentia; Muridae
Product: mitochondrial import receptor subunit TOM7 homolog
Exons: 3
Coding region: 9-260 (83 amino acids)
Biological process (GO): protein import into mitochondrial matrix
Cellular component (GO): mitochondrial outer membrane translocase complex
Source: RefSeq, a predicted model, not a curated record